ACUGUUGAUCCACACUCCAGUUCAGUAGGUGGCGGAAGUGCACCUUAAGCUGGCAUGCAAACCACCAAUAAAGUACCAAGGAGAAGAAGACGACGCGCAGCGGAUGUAAACAAAGCAGCAGGUCAGCGUGAGGUUCGGAGGUACGGUCUGGGUUGACAGCCGCGGAUCUUCAGUACUCACAGGGACCAGAGUACUUUCAGAUUAGGCUAAUGCCAGCUCGUAUCCGCGUAAAGACACAAAAUGGCGUCUCUGAGGAAACAUCUUGCCAAGUUUUCAGUGGAAGCUCACGACCUGUAUCUGAACCAAUCAGUGCCUUACCUGGAAGAACCACCUGACCCGCUAGAGUUCUACCGCGACUGGAUUUGUCCAAACAAGCCCUGCAUUAUCCGCAACGCCUUCAGUCAUUGGCCAGCUCUGUCCAGGUGGACGCCAGAGUACCUGAGGGAGAAGGUGGGGUCAAAGGUCAUCAGUGUCGCAGUGACCCCUAACGGCUACGCUGACGCUGUUGCUGGCGAUCGCUUUGUGAUGCCGGAGGAGAGACGCAUGAGUUUUUCUUCAGUUCUCGACAUCAUGGAGGGAAAGGUGGAGAAGCAUGGAGUGUUCUAUGUUCAGAAGCAGUGCUCCAACCUGCUGCAGGAGCUGCCCGAACUCACAGACGACCUGGAGCCUCAUGUGUCCUGGAUGAGCACCGCGCUCGAGUGCACUUCAAGUGAUGUCAGCAUACUACAGACAUACAGUCAACAGUCAUCAAUAGAGAUGCACUGAUCGAUCGGCAGAGACCGGACAUGGCCGGUUUUCAGCACGACCGGUCUUGACCCCAUUCUGUGCAGUCAGACUUAGAGGCACGUCAGUCCACAUCACUCAUGCAGUGGCACAGAGCAGAAGUGUCACUUGUGCAGCAUAUACCAUCUCACGUGCGCCUUGAGCAAGGCAUGCGCUUGUGUCUAUACCGAGUGCCUGUUCACUUGUUCACUGGAAGCACUUGGUGUACAAACAGAGCACAGAGUACACGCAGAAACAACACUGGAGAAGUGAAACCAUGUCCAAAUCUCUGACCAACGGUCACAGUGAAGGAAUUACUGACAUGUGAAUGCACAGAGUAUCCAACAUGUGGUAAAACACAGCAAAUACAAACUACACACACUUUAAAAAGAACUGCAUGCUCAGUAGUAACGGACAUUCUUUUG
Monopterus albus (swamp eel) is the source of this 1187-nucleotide messenger RNA. RefSeq names its product jmjC domain-containing protein 7-like. The transcript has 5 exons. Lineage: Eukaryota; Metazoa; Chordata; Actinopteri; Synbranchiformes; Synbranchidae. The record is from RefSeq and is a predicted model, not a curated record. Bases 241 to 765 code for a protein of 174 amino acids.